Exaiptasia diaphana is the source of this 1910-nucleotide messenger RNA. RefSeq lists its product as uncharacterized. Gene Ontology annotation, cellular component: membrane. The record is from RefSeq and is a predicted model, not a curated record. Lineage: Eukaryota; Metazoa; Cnidaria; Anthozoa; Actiniaria; Aiptasiidae.
UUCGCCCGCGAAGGUCCUCGCGAAAAAAUGAUUAGAAGAUGGUCAUGGGGUUGAAAGUACGGUGAUGAAGUACACGUUUUUCUUUUUCCUUCUCUCUUUUCUUCGUAGUAGUGGAUGGUGCCGUGCUUUAGGUUCUGCUUGUCCUGAAGAAACAUGUACCCUGGCUAACCGAGAAUCGUGUAGUUUGGGUUCAAUUCAAUGUGGCAGUUGCCUCCAAGGAUUUUUUGAAGUUGAGGGAGCAUGCCUACCCAUUGAAUCGAGUCCCAACGACGAUGACWCUUGGGAGACCGAGUUAGAAGGAACCGAUGGGAGCGAUUUAAACGUUUUAUUCGACGCAACACAGGCUCCGUCGACUGAAAAACAAACAGAAAAACAACWCAACUCGCCAGAUUCUUCCCCUGAUUCGAUUGAUUUUACAACUCCUUCUGCGCCAGCAACUGCAGYRGAGGAAAAUUCAAAUAAUUUACACAAUAAAAACUAUGAUUUAGWAGGAAAAGUAGCGGCGAAAGACGCCGAAUCGUCAGAACAUGGAACAGAACACGACUCGAAGMAAAAUGGAGCGAAAAAAAUCCAGUCUUCAAAUGAUUUUAAAUCCAAAUCCAAAGAAUUAAAAAAUAAAGAGGACGCCAAUCGGAAACGAAAACUUCUAUUGAAAAAGCAAGACAAAAAUUUACAGAAAAAGMAUAAGGAAAUGGAUGAAGAAAAGUUGAACAAAUUUCUCUCGAAGAAAGACAGCAGCGACAAAGUUAUGUCCUCAGAGGACGGAGUGAAUUUGGAAGGGAAUUCCAGCUCUAAUCCACCUCCGUUCAUAAGAAAGCAUAAAAUUGGAAAAGGGGAAGAACCAAAAGCCUCGGAAAUGGACGACAUUUAUUUUCUGUUUAUAGUYAUUGGGUGCAGCGUGGCUGGUAUUGCAGGUCUUGGAUUGGCUGGCUACUGCUGGUAUAAACUUCAUACUACAGCUAAAGCUGUAAGUGAAUCAGAAUAUACAGGGUACGGUAUGAAGGGAUCCACAAAACGACCUCCAUCUUUACAUGGUGAUGACAAGUUAGACUACAAUGCUGAAAUGUACCAUUAUCAUCAAACUAAAAGUCAGUUGGCUGCUAUGGAAAAACGGGUGACAUGACUGUAGUCAACCCAYUGUUCAGUGAUCAAGAAGCUGUUGGUAGUGACCAGGACGCUAAUGGUAAYAGGAGUGGACACAGUUCACCUACAUCGUCCAGGCAUAGUACUACUACCAAACCAGCGGAAUAACUCAUCUAGUGGGGCUUGUUGAUAAUUAUUAAUUAGUUAUUAAUGAAUUAAUUCUCUAAAGGAUAUAUURUUAAUUAUUUCAUUCCUAGACCAUUUUACUAUAGAAGGCUAGACUGUUUAAUGGGGCUUAUAUACAAUAUUUUAUAAAUGGGGUUAAUAAUCUUGUGUCAUAUACGUACUGUAGUGAGCAAUAUAUCUCAUAUCACGUCACCAAAAUUAUUGCAAGGGGUAUAUUUUGAUAUUGUUUUUUUUUUUCGUAAAAAGAUGGGAAUUUUCUAUCAUUUUUUUUGCAUGCAUCCAUUUUAUGAUAUGAUAUAAAACAUUUCUCAGUAAAAAAAGGUAUGAGUUAUUAGAGAUUUUAUUCUCAGUUCAAAUGAACCCCACUAAGAAUUUAAAAUAUGUGACAGUGAAUAGUGGUGUCUAAAGUCUAAAUUCUAUUAACAUUACUAUUGGCAUUUGAAAUGAGAAUUUGUAUAUUUCUAAUCUGUUUCUUGCCCAAGUAGUUUUGGGGUUAUAAUAYCUGGGAAAGAACAAGACAGGAAUAAUAGUGUAAUGUAGUUAAAAGACUGCCAUAAACUGCAAUUUUUUAGCACCUGAGCACAACAGCUCUUGAGGUGAUAGUGCUUAUGGGAAUUUCAGUAGAAUAAAAUCAGGAAAAA